Pyricularia grisea is the source of this 927-nucleotide messenger RNA. RefSeq lists its product as uncharacterized. The record is from RefSeq and is a predicted model, not a curated record. The coding region runs from base 78 to 620 and encodes 180 amino acids. NCBI's taxonomy places the organism in Eukaryota, Fungi, Ascomycota, Sordariomycetes, Magnaporthales, Pyriculariaceae. The transcript has 2 exons.
CCGAGCUAUAGUUGUGUAAGGGUCAUCGAUCGCAUACUUUCUUGUCGUGUCUUUGUAAGAAGCGUGUAUACCUCAAAAUGACAAACCAAUAUUGGACUCAACCUUUCGUCUGCGAUAUGGCAACGACUCUUCAGAACACAAGCGAAGACGAGUCCGGACUGCUCAGGGCUCGGCGGCAACGAAUGAAUGUGCAUCAAUCCAUCGACCUGCUGUACCAAGAUCAUACUAAGCUCCUUUACGCCAACUCUCGGCUAUUCGAUAGCUACAAAUCGAUUCUGCAGGAAAACAUUAGGCUUAGGCAGUCCGCUCAGCUCAGAUCCGCCCACAAAUCCGAUACAGACUCGGAGCAGGACUCGAAAUCACACGGUCAAGAACAGGUUCGAAAAAAUACCAGCAGGCAUCGACCAUCCGAGGAACGGGUCGAGCAGCUACAAACAAGUAAUCUCGAAACGGCUCUCAAGUCUAGGUUCGAGAUUUGCUGUCCGCACUGCAAGUAUGUUAUAGUUACAGGUAAGAAGCAAGAGGGGGCCUACGCGCCCGCCAGCGAUGGAGAGUAUUCCAGCAGCGUUGACAACGACGAUGAGGGGGCUCGGCUUGAGCCACCGGAUCUGGAUGUGUAGACAGACCCGCUGGUGGAAGCUGGAUCUGGCGCUGGCUACGGCCCACAGUAAUGGUGGAUAAGCGUGGAGAAAAGGCCUGCCAAGGGUCUUGGCUUGCUUGGACAAAUGCUACAAUCAGCCAAGGGAUGCGGGCCAAGAUUGCUGGUGGGUGGGUCUGGCCUAGAGCCAGUUCCAGCCUUCCAUUGAAUGCUGCCAUCUGUAAAAGUCAAUUUUGAUUCAAUCCAAUUCUUGCCAUCUGCAAAAGCCAAUUCUGACUUAGUUCAUCCAACUUUUGCAAUCUGCCACUUUUCCCAUCUGCUAUAGCGAG